CAUGGGUCAAGCAGCCACAUUACCAAGCAGGAAUGGAGGGACCUACGUCAUGGAGCUUUAUGAAUGGUAUAGAAAAUUCAUCAACGAGUGCCCUAGUGGGCUGAUCACACUCCAUGAAUUCCGCAGACACUUUUGCAAUGGAACCGUGGGCCACGAUUCCUCGGAAUACGCUGAGCAGAUAUUCCGGACGCUGGACAAUAAUGGGUUUGUUCUGUCACAGGACGGGAUUGUCGAUUUCCGAGAGUAUGUCACGGCCAUAAGCAUGCUGAUCACAGGCUCCCCGGAGGAGAAGCUGAGGUGGUCUUUCAAGCUGUAUGACAAAGACAAGGACGGGGCCAUUACUCGAUCAGAAAUGCUGGAAAUCAUGAAGGCUGUGUAUAAGAUGAGUUUAGCAGCCUCUCUGACUAAAGCAAACCCUCUGACCGCAGAAGAGUGCACCAGCAGAAUCUUUGUGAGACUGGACAAAGACAGAAAUGCCGUUAUCAGCCUUGAAGAGUUCAUCGAAGGAGCAUUAGACGACGAAUGGAUACGAGAAAUGUUGGAGUGUGACCCCAACACCGUCAAAGUGGAAAGACCUCUGAAAACCCAGCCUCCUGUCUAACUCUCUUCCUCUCUGCCACAUCACUUGACAUCACAAAGAAGCCCUCUUACCUUUCAAACAGCAGGAAGACACAUAGCUCCUUGGCAACAGGCUAUUUCUGUGCAUUAGUCAGUGUGGUUUGCAAAUUUUAAAGAGACACUGUCAUUAUAGUUCUGUUAAAACAUUAUUAGUCUUCAAAAAGGGUCCACUGUGAUGCUAAGGCAUGUGGCUACUUAGGAUACAUUUUCCUUUCAUUUGACAGAAGGUCAAGGUGUUCUUGCUCUGCUUUGGUCCUGUGUCACCCUGAUCUCUAGUUUGUUUGGCACUGAUCAAAGACUGCACACUCAUUGCAUUACAUGAAUUGUCCAACAAAAUGACUUUUUACUUUCCAUUUCUGUUCUGUCUAAUGCAGGGCUGGCAGAUUGGAUCUUGGCACAGCUGUACACAAAUAAAUUGGAAAGAUGUGAUCUUGAUGAAAUCUGCCCCUUUUUUUGGUAUUGUUAAAGACAAUACUGUAUAUCCUGCAGAAAUUAAACUCUGCUACCAAAAUGGAUAGUGUGCAAACCAAUGUACCUCAGAUUUCAACUGUUGUGCUCGUGAACUCAAAUAGCUGUACCUGAACACCCUGUCAAAUUUUCAAAAUAGGCAAAAUUACAGGUUGUUUUUCAAAACUUAUCUUUAUCUGUGUGAAUUACAGAGGAAGGUCUGAUGCAAGUGUAAAUCUAAAAUAUAUUUUACAAAAAGGGUCGAGUCCUUAGCUAAAACUCUUUAUGAGAGAAGAACUUCCAAUUUUAUAUAGGAUUAAACAAAUGAAGAGGACAAGACUUCUCUGAAAAGAAGGAAGGUUCAUGCCAGGCUCUUGUGAAGAAUACCCAGGCAAUUUUGUCAGUCGCAAAGCUCCUUUCAUCCAGAUAAACAUGAUGAGCUGAACAGUCUGAUCUGAAGCUCAGAGAGAGUUUCGUGAUUACGGUGAUGAGUGCAUAGAGUUAAGUAAAUUGUCAAUAUUCCUAUGGUUUUAUGAUCAAAUGUACAAAGUUGAUAAAUGUGUUAGUUUCCUUCUUCUCCAUGUUUGAACAGCUAAGACAACAGUCAACAUUACAAUAAAGAUAAGAAAG
Lepisosteus oculatus (spotted gar) is the source of this 1695-nucleotide messenger RNA. The record is from RefSeq and is a predicted model, not a curated record. NCBI's taxonomy places the organism in Eukaryota, Metazoa, Chordata, Actinopteri, Semionotiformes, Lepisosteidae.